This is a messenger RNA of Hyla sarda, 3995 nucleotides long. It is a transcript of the gene SSTR3, whose product is annotated as somatostatin receptor 3. The record is from RefSeq and is a predicted model, not a curated record. Gene Ontology annotation, biological process: neuropeptide signaling pathway. Gene Ontology annotation, molecular function: neuropeptide binding; somatostatin receptor activity. The transcript is spliced from 2 exons. Bases 1468 to 2676 code for a protein of 402 amino acids. Gene Ontology annotation, cellular component: neuron projection; membrane. Lineage: Eukaryota; Metazoa; Chordata; Amphibia; Anura; Hylidae.
AGAGUGAAGACUUUAUUUGACUUUAAGGGGUCUAAUAAAGUCGGCUGACGUUAUUCCGUUCACAUUCGUAUUAUUUCGCUCGCCGGACCGUGAGAUGAGGAGGGAACAGUAUAUGUGAUGAUAUGUCUGCAGUCCACCGGGAUGUCUGACGUGACUGUGUAGAAUGCGGGUGCAUCGGUAUGUGACUGUUCAGCGCGCAAGGGUUAGCAGAGGAGAGGGGAUGAAUGGGGUACGACGGAUGCAUGCGGAAAAAUGAAUGAGGCAGAGAAUGAGUGCGAGGAAUGACGCAGUAAAAAGGAGGGGGGGGGGAGGUCACAGUAUGACUCUCAUUAACCCAUUGUUUGCCACUUAAUGAGACACUCUGAAACAGGCAAAUCGGAGAGAGUCUCUAGCACUUAAAGGGUGGCAGAUAUGGGAUCCUGCUUUCACCAAAUAGUCUUUUUUUUCGUUGCAGGGAUGAGCACCGCUUGCAAAGAUUGUGUCUUAUAAAUGAAGGCAAUAAAUGCUACAAUGUGCAGAAAAUAAAUUAAAUAAAAGGGGGAAAGGUUCUCUAUAGCAUUCUUGAUUAUUUUUGUCCAAUUUCUUUAUUUCCUUUUAAAAUUCUGUCUUUUGCUCUGUCCAUCCCUCUCUCCCCUUAUGUAUUUAUAGCUCUCUCUCUCCCUCACUCCCACUCACUCCCCCCUCUCUCCACCUUCUCAGCCCCUGAUUGGUUUGCAACCUGUAUGCCACUGACAGACAAAUUCUUGAUACGGAGAGAUAGAGACAGAUGGAUAGGGAGACUGAACAGGUUAAAAGAGAGGGGGGCAAAAAGGAGUAGGGAUUGUAAGAGAGAAAAAAGAAGCAGCAAGCACCUGAGAUCCGCACUUGUACCUGGGAGACUGACUUGUCGAAGUCGUCCUGAGCUGCAAGCAACACCUAGAUCUGCUCUACCUAUAGAGACGUACAACUGGCUGCUGGUCUCUAGUCCCAUACAAAGAGGCUUGAGUGCUAGAACAGCCCAGAUUUUCCAGCGAAAGUUGUGCCUGGCAAAGAGGCAGCAAUAGAAAAGUUACCUGACUGAAGAGACUACCUUCAAACAAGAAAUACUCCUGACAGAUAUAGCUUACCAGGUGGUUUACUAAACGUUUAACCAUAAAGUAAAUGAAAGUCACCAAAUGCAUCAUUAUGUACGAGAUAUAAGAGUAAGCUCUAUCUACCUAAUAAAAUUAAGAGACGCCAAAGCCCAACCAAAGAGAAAUAUACUUGACUAUAUAAAAUACAUCUAAAGAAGAUAAGUAAAACAAGUACCAAAAGCCUUUUCUAAAUUCUUAAUGCCUUUACAUUAUCAUUUUCCUAUUUAUAAAAUAUGAGGUGGCAACUUGCAUCAACAUAUGUAAAUACUUCUCAAAGAGUUGGAGAGAUAUUAAAGUGCCCAUAAGGUGCCAAAAGGAACUCUUAAUAGAAACAUGUUCUGAUCUCCCUGCAAAUAUGACUCCAACAUCUCCUACAAGCUUCUUUUCAAUUUCUUAUGCUGACAUUAAUACAACGCUGUAUGCCAAUGUCUCUUCUACACCAAAUAGAGCUCCUGGUUUACUUAUCCCUUUAGUCUACCUAGUUGUAUGUGCGGUUGGGUUGUGGGGUAACACCCUGGUGAUAUACCUGGCAUGGAGAAGCCCUGCUGGACCAAAUUCAGUAACUGCUCUUUAUAUCUUAAAUUUGGCUUUGGCUGAUGAUCUUUUUAUGUUGGGCCUUCCUUUUCUGGCUGCCCAAAAUGCCCUAUCUUACUGGCCCUUUGGCUCACCUGUUUGUACAAUAGUAAUGACACUGGAUUCUGUAAAUCAAUUUACAAGCAUUUUUUGCCUAACUGUGCUGAGCAUAGACAGAUACUUAGCUGUUGUUCGACCUAUACAGUCAGCAAAAUGGAGAAGACCCAAAGUAGCAAAAUGUAUCAAUGUCACCGUAUGGAUUCUCUCCUUUUUGGUUGUACUCCCAGUAGUUUUGUUUGCUGGCGUUCCAAAAGAUUCAGGUAUGUGUUAUAUUGCUUGGCCUGAGCCAGAGAAAGCAUGGAGGACUGGCUUUAUCCUGUACACUACUGCACUUGGAUUUUUCUGCCCAUUGCUUGUCAUCUGUAUUUGUCACAUACUUAUUGUGGCCCAGCUAAGAUCAUCUGGUAAUCGAGUUAGAGUGGCUCCAGCUCGGCGCCAGGGACCUGAACGUAAAGUUACCAAGAUGGUUGCCCUUGCAGUAACUGCCUUCAUACUAUGUUGGUUACCAUUUUAUGCUUUAAACAUCAUCAACCUCCUAUGGCCUCUACCUGAAGAUCCUAGGCUUGCCGGACUUUUCUCUUUUGUUGUAGCUCUUUCAUAUGCUAACAGCUGUCUGAAUCCCAUUAUUUAUGCCCUACUUGCUCGUCCAUUCCAGCGGGGCUUGAGACGUGUUCUCUGUAGGACCUCCAUGAGGGUAGCAGAUGCAGUUCUGAAUGGAAGUGAUAACAGGGCAAAAGUGGAAGUGACUAGAGUUACUGGUUUCUCUGAAGAAAGAAAAAGUCCAAAAGUGAUUGGGGUGGCUGAGAAUGGGCAGAUAGCCGCAGUUGAAGAAUCACUGCAGCAAGAUGCUGGCCCUUCUUCGCAAAAUACUAUAUCGGAGGAACUAGGCACUUCUGAAAAAGAAAAUAUGUUGGGCAUUUGUUAUUUGUGAAUGUCCACUCUCUGGCCAACCAAUAUUUCUUGGAGUCUGAAGUGGUAAAAAGCUAUUCCAAAUCCUUCAAAUAUGACAUGACCUAAUGUAAAAGCUACAAUCUCUUGGGACUUUAUCUUUUCGAAACAGUUCAUUUGAAAUCAUAACUUCAGAAAGAAUCUUACGCAUUAUAAAUAAGUAAUUGUAUCAGCAAAAUGUUGGAACAUUCAAUUUGGGAUUAAUUUCCAAAGUUUAUUUUUAAAUUUCAAACUGGUCUUUGCAAACCAUCUUGAAACAUAAUCCCAUUUUAUCGUAUUCUUAAGUAUUUGACGGAACGUUCAAGCAUUUGAGAUGAAGGGAUGAAAGGAAUCAGAAGCCUGCAAAAAGAAAAGAUUAUGCUUAUAAAUUUCUGACAGCGAAUAACAUUUUUAGCGAGUCUUAGAUUGUUACCUCUGCGGGACAGAGAUGUAAAAGAGCCAAAGAACUUUCGCAUAAAAUCCCAUACCAUUGUGUUAUAGUCUAUCUACAACAAACAUUGUAACAUUUCUACUUGGAGAAGCUACAAACAGAGAUCAAUGUUGCCGAAAUGUGACUUUUUCUGUAUUUAAUGCUGCAUUUAUAAAAGGUAAUGAGCAAGUAAAAAAUAAAAAAAUAAUAAUACUAAUAAUAUGUUUUGAAUCUGUGCUACAGCAAAAGCCUGUUUAUUAGCAGAAAGCACCAGCUCUAUUCACACUCUACCCCCUCUCAUGUUCUUUUAUCUUGUGUUUUUUUUCCACUUACUGCCAGUAGAAUAUUCUACAUAAUGAAAUCCACUUUAAAAAAGAAACAAAAAGUUGUCAUAAUUAAAAAAAAGUUUGCCAAGCAAUGACAUGAAUGCAUUUUUCUCACAUUGAUAGAAAGGAGAUGGAAAGAUCGAUAAUUAUUUUGCACUUGUCAAAAAAAUAUUUGGCCUCCAUUUUUAUCCACCCAGAACACAUGGCCGAAAUCUAUGAGUUAGCUGCAAAACAGGAAAGAAUUUCUGUGGCGCAUAAACGCAAUCUGUCAAUAUAAGGACCCAUGACAUUUCUCUUUGGCCUAAGCAGUCAGUGUUUUCCUUGUGCCUGGAAAAGUAAAUAUGGUUUCUAAAGCCGGACAAAUAGUUUAUUGUGUUCUAAUCUGAUUUCACUAAUUAUGAGAAUACGUUCUGUGGACAAGUGGAGGAGAGUUUAUUAAAAUCUCCUGGUUUGUUGAGAUCUUAUUGAAUGCAGCUGACCAUCAAUGCAUUAAGUAUGCAAAUAUUGAAAGAGGCAAUUCAGAGGACAAGGACAGAAGUUAAAGGGAGAUGGCAAAAUUAAUUGACC